AUGGCUACCUCCACCGCUCUCCCUUCCACAGACGACACCAAAAUCAACUCCAACGAAGUAGAGCUCGUAGAAGAUGUCUCCUCGACACCGGCUAAAUCCAGCGGUAUACCGGAAUACGUUCGCAACCUUUCUCCAGAAGAUCGUCACAGGAUCGAAACUACGUUGAGACGAAAAGUAGAUACGAGACUACUCCCUAUGGUGGUUCUCAUUUACAUCAUGAAUUAUCUGGAUCGCAACAAUAUUGCUGCUGCAAAAUUAGCUGGAUUGGAGACUGAUCUGAACUUGAAAGGAAAUCAAUUUCAGACUGCCGUCAGUAUUCUGUUCGUGGGAUAUUUGCUGAUGCAAGUACCAUCUAAUCUUCUCCUGAACAAACUUGGAAAACCGUCACUAUAUCUUCCUGGAUGCAUGGUAGUUUGGGGAAUACUCUCAGGAGCAACAGCUGCGUGUCAAUCAUAUGGUGGUCUAAUCGCCUGUAGAUUUAUUCUCGGAUUCGUCGAGGCGGCUUAUUUCCCGGGAUGUUUGUACUAUCUUUCAGCUUGGUAUACGCGCAAGGAACUAGUUAAACGAACAGCUUUCCUAUACUCGGGAUCUCUACUCUCAGGUGCAUUCUCAGGAUUGAUCACCGCGGGUAUUACCCAUGGUUUGGAUGGUGCCAAAGGGCUCCGUGCUUGGAGGUGGCUUUUCAUCAUCGAGGGUGCGAUUACAGUCGUCAUAGCUUUUUCUGCCUUUUUUGUACUCCCCGAUCUUCCACGAACAACAAGUUGGCUAUCAGAGGAGGAAAAAGAACUCGCAGCUUGGAGGCUGGAGGAAGACAUCGGACAAGAUGACUGGGUUGAUACUAAGCAACAGACAUUCUUACAUGGCGCCAAGCUUGCCGUGAAAGAUCCCAAGGCGUGGCUUUUACUCGCUACAAUCUACGGGUUUACAUCCGCAGGCGCCGUUACAACUCUCUUCCCAUCAGUUGUGCAAGGUUUGGGUAAGAGUAACAUCGAGUCGCUUCUCUUGACAACACCACCGUAUCUUAUUGCAGUUAUUGCCAUCCUCUGUAAUGCAUGGCAUGCAGAUGCAACAGGCGAAAGAUAUUUACAUAUUGCUGUACCUCCAGUCGUGGCAUUCAUCGCUUUUGCAAUUGCAGCAGGAACGACAAAGUUUGCACCAAGAUAUCUUGCAAUGUGUCUUAUGGUUGGAUCGAUCUAUUCAGGAUAUGUAGUUGCGCUUAGUUGGAUUUCAAAUGUACUUCCUCGACCUCCAGCCAAACGUGCAGCUGCUCUAGCAGGUAUCAACGCGCUGAGUAACAUUGCCCAGAUUUAUUCACCGUACCUCUACCCCAGUAGCGAUGCCCCUCGCUACGCCAAAGCAAUGUAUGUCAACCUGGCGAUGUCGGUGAUCUCAAUUAUAUUCGCCACGGUACUGCGAUUCCAUUUGAUGCAAUUAAAUAAGAAGUUGGAUAGAGGAGAAAUCGUAGAGGGAGUCAAUGACCGAGGCCCUCCAGGAAGAAACGUCGAAGACGGCGAAGGCGAGGAAGUCGCUGUUGAUAGAGGAUUUAGAUUCUUGUACUGA
Messenger RNA from Sclerotinia sclerotiorum 1980 UF-70, 1560 nucleotides. RefSeq lists its product as hypothetical. The record is from RefSeq and is a predicted model, not a curated record. Gene Ontology annotation, biological process: transmembrane transport. Gene Ontology annotation, cellular component: membrane. The transcript has 6 exons. The coding region runs from base 1 to 1560 and encodes 519 amino acids. NCBI's taxonomy places the organism in Eukaryota, Fungi, Ascomycota, Leotiomycetes, Helotiales, Sclerotiniaceae. Gene Ontology annotation, molecular function: transmembrane transporter activity.